Populus trichocarpa (black cottonwood) is the source of this 2070-nucleotide messenger RNA. Its product is annotated as long chain base biosynthesis protein 1. The transcript has 13 exons. Lineage: Eukaryota; Viridiplantae; Streptophyta; Magnoliopsida; Malpighiales; Salicaceae. Gene Ontology annotation, cellular component: endoplasmic reticulum. The record is from RefSeq and is a predicted model, not a curated record. Gene Ontology annotation, molecular function: serine C-palmitoyltransferase activity; pyridoxal phosphate binding. The coding region runs from base 281 to 1738 and encodes 485 amino acids. Gene Ontology annotation, biological process: ceramide biosynthetic process; sphingosine biosynthetic process.
UAGGCAUCGAAAGUUGACCCUUCAAUCUCAAAAUCUCCAUUCAAAAUAGAAACUGUACACCAAAAAAAAAAAAAAGGAAGACAGGACUUCAAUACUGACCAAAGAAGCUCAAAAUUCACUUUCAUCUUGUCUUCUCGUUACAGCCUCAAUCUAUCAAGAGAAACGAACAGGGGAUAACAGCUAUCCACAAAUUGCAUUGCAUGGUUGUUUUGUACGAGUAAUCAUCAGAAUUGUGUUUGGCUUAUUGUUGAAAAGCUUGUCCGAUCUGAAAUUUCAUACAAUGGAUACCAUGGCUUCAAAUGUUUUGCAAUUACUGGAUAGCACUUUGGAGAGGGUGACAUCGGCUUUGGAUUUUCCAUCUGCGAGAGCUGUUGUUUUUGGUGUUCAUAUUGGAGGGCAUCUUUUUGUGGAGGUUCUUCUUUUAGUGGUCAUUCUUUUUCUUCUUUCCCAGAAAAGUUAUAAGCAUCCUAAGCGGCCCUUAACAAAGAAGGAAAUAGACGAGCUAUGUGAUGAAUGGGUUCCAGAAUCCCUUAUUCCUCCUAUUACAGAUGAGAUGCGAUAUGAGCCACCAGUAUUGGAAAGUGCUGCUGGGCCACAUACCAUAAUCAAUGGCAAAGAUGUUGUAAACUUUGCCUCAGCUAAUUAUCUUGGUCUAACAGGGCACGAGAAACAAAUUGAUUCAAGUACCUCGGCCAUGGAAAAAUAUGGUGUUGGUUCCUGUGGUCCUCGUGGGUUCUAUGGAACAAUUGAUGUCCACCUUGAUUGUGAGGCCAGAAUAGCCAAGUUUCUGGGAACUCCUGAUUCAAUUAUCUAUUCAUACGGACUUUCCACUAUGUUCAGUACAAUUCCAUGUUUUUGCAAAAAAGGAGACAUAAUUGUUGUGGAUGAGGGAGUCCAUUGGGGAAUACAGAACGGCCUGUAUCUUUCCAGAAGCACCAUUGUGUAUUUCAAGCACAAUGACAUGGAAUCUCUACGAAAUGCUUUGGAGAAAAUUACAGUAGAGAACAAGCGGGCCAAGGAGUUGCGACGCUAUAUUGUAGUUGAAGCUGUGUACCAGAACUCUGGCCAAAUAGCCCCUUUAAAUGAGAUCAUCAGAUUGAAGGAGAAAUAUCUCUUCCGUGUUUUGUUGGAUGAGAGCAACUCAUUUGGUGUGCUUGGCAGGUCUGGGAGAGGUCUUACUGAAUACCAUGGGGUGCCGAUUGAGAAGAUAGAUAUUGUUACUGCAGAUAUGGGCCAUGCAUUAGCCACUGAAGGAGGAUUCUGCACUGGAAGUUCCAGAGUCGUCGAUCAUCAACGACUUAGCAGUUCUGGAUAUGUGUUUUCUGCUUCUCUUCCACCAUAUCUUGCAAGCGCUGCAAUUACCGCUAUCGAUGUUCUGGAGGAUAAUCCUGCUUUAAUAGAAAAAUUGAAAGAAAACAUUGCCAUCUUGUGGAAAGGAUUGUCCAACAUACAGGGUCUCUCUAUAAGCAGCAAUCCUAAAUCGCCUAUUGUUUUUCUCAACCUAGAGAAGUCCACAGGUUCCACUAAAGAUGACCUUAAACUCCUUGAAGCUAUGGCUGAUCGGGCAUUGAAGGAAGACUCUGUAUUUGUUGUAACCACAAAGAGAUCAACACUUGAUAAAUGUCGUUUGCCUGUGGGAAUCAGAUUGUUUGUAUCUGCCGCUCAUUCAGAUUCUGAUCUGCUCAAGGCAUGUGAAUCCUUGAAGAGGGUUGCAGCAUUGGUGCUGAUGAAUCAAUGAUUGAGUGCUGUACAUCAGACCGAUCCCUCUUUUCUUUUACCUCAACGGCCUUACUGGACUGCAUCAGAUUUUUCACGUGGCUUUCAUCCAUCAAAUACUCUUCAGAUCCAGGCCAAGGUAGACUUUUAGUGAGAGAGGUUGGUGGAUGUUGAUAGUUUAUGGAAAUCUCUUGUGAUUAUUUUGAGUUAUAUUUUUGUCUUAGAUUUAACAAAUCUGCAUGAUUUGUCAUAGAAUUGAUUCCACUGUUAACGAGGUUGACAACGAUCUGUUGAUUACAACACUAUCAGAUUGUAUUUAUUGUUCCAAGCAAGGGUUUUAGAAUAUUAGUGUUA